AUGGACUUUGCCCUACCUCAGAAUCUCUGUCCUGAGGCGCAGCACGAGUUUCAGGCUGUUAGUGUCCUUCCGACGCAACCAUAUGAAUCACCACUCCGUUUCCGUACCACUAGUAGUUAUCUUAAGCUCAUUCGUUCAACCGCGUAUGUGCUUAAGUUCAUCAAAGCCCUCUUCCUAAAAACCCGCAUCCGCAAUUAUACCCUCAACCUAGCCACUGUUGUACUGUCCAAGGACGUUUCAGCUUCGGAGAUCACCAACGCGGAAACUCUCCUCAUUAUGGAGCAUUACCGCGAAAGUGAAUCCACGUUGAAACGACUACCAUUGGAUAAGUACAACGCCCACCAUGCUGCAGAUGGAUUGACCCGAUGUCCGAAUCGAUUAGACCAUGCUCGGACUUCGUCUCAGUCAUCUGCACCUAUCUUUCUUAUUCCGGAGCACCACUUUGUCCAUCUUCUCGUUAUGUACCACCACAAGACCAGGUUCCAUUCAGGUGUUCAUGCCACAAUAGCCGCUCUCCGCACAUCAUAUUUUAUUCCUUCCAUCAAAACCACCAUCACCAGAAUCCUUCGGUUCUGUACAGUAUGUAGAAGAGCCCAAGGACACGCUUACCGCUAUCCUGAGAUGUCUAGUCUCCCUCCGGAACGAGUCAACCGCUCUAGACCGUUCCAGAAUGCCAAGAUUUGGAUCUAUCUCUUCACCUGUAUGGCAACCCGCGCUGUACAUCUCGAGUUAGUCCAUAAUAACACCGCAUUCGAGUUUUUACUCGCCUUUCGCCGUUUCAUUGCUCGCAGAGGUACUCCGGACCUCAUUAUCAGCGACAAUGCCACCACUUUCCGCUCAGCCAAUGACUCCCUACAAAGCACCAUCUAUAACCGCAGAGACAUAGAAAAUAUAUCCGCUCAACUCGCUAACCGCAAGAUUGAAUGGAAGCUCAUCACCCCUCUUUCCCCCUGGAAAGGAGGAUUUUAUGAACGUCUAGUCGGUCUUUUCAAAUCCGCAUUCAAAAAAGCCAUCAAACAUACCCUAUUAUCACUUUCCCAAUUUCAGACCCUGGUUGCAGAAAUUGAAGCAGUGUUCAACUCCAGACCACUUUUAUCCAUCAGCGACACAUCAUCUUCACCACACGUUCUUCGACCAAUAGAGUUCGUCUCACCGCAAGUGGAACUCCAAUUACCACCUCCGCACCACAACCCUCUCUACAUCCCUCCAAACUGUCUUUCCGAAUGGUACAAGGAGACACUCGCCGUAUUGAACAACUUCUGCGACAUCUGGUACAAGGACUACUUAUCCGCAAUAUCCGCACGUCACCAACAUCGUAUCCACCAAGGAAGGUCCAUUGACCAAGGAGACUCAUUCCAUCGAUCGACCAAUCAACUACAUCCAUUGGAGAUUUCCGCAAAGGAAGACCCACGACCGAAGAAGAGCCGCCAACAACUGCAACCCACACGGAUCCAACCACCACGAGCAGCCAAACGGCCACUGCCAUGUCGAGCCGCUGCUUGUCGAGCUGCUGCCCAUGUCGAGCCGCUGAACUCCAUUGUCGAGCCACCGUCAUGUCGAGCCGCUGUUGUCGAGCCGCUGUUGUCUAUGUCGAGCCGCUGCACGACACCGUCUCCUCCUACUCAACAUCGUCCACGUGGUCAACCAUCUGUCAAGCGAACCAGUACAACGCCACGUAUCGUCUACGUCGUCAUCAGGCAAGACCUCUGCCUACGGGCAUACACCUGCCGUCCUGUAGGAUAG
Messenger RNA from Necator americanus (New World hookworm), 1743 nucleotides. RefSeq lists its product as uncharacterized. Gene Ontology annotation, molecular function: nucleic acid binding. The record is from RefSeq and is a predicted model, not a curated record. Gene Ontology annotation, biological process: DNA integration. NCBI's taxonomy places the organism in Eukaryota, Metazoa, Nematoda, Chromadorea, Rhabditida, Ancylostomatidae. The transcript is spliced from 4 exons. The coding region runs from base 1 to 1743 and encodes 580 amino acids.